UGGCGAAACCAGGUGUCUCAUAAAGCAGAAUGACAGCUGCAUGUUUACAGUUUGACGUGACUACUUCCGUUGUUAAAUUAUCUGAGAACACUAUAGUGAAUCGUAUAAAUUUUCGAGGAAUGAUCUGUUAAGUUAUUAUUAAAAAACGGGCACAAUCAUGCCACAAGACAGGAAACGGGGUAGAAACCAGCAAGAAGAUGAAGUGGAGUUCAUGCCGUUGUCGAAGCGAAUCAACAAUCUGCAUAUCAACAAUCGCACGUUGCUUAUGGAAAAUCGACAGAUGACAAACAUGAACAACAUCAACACUGAAUGGGUACAAAAUAACAUAAAUCAACUUCCAGAAAGUCCUCCAGCUUCAGUCCAAAGCUUGGAUUGGAAUGCUCCACAAUACAACCCUGAAAUGACUGAAAAUGAGAAUCCACACUAUUUCAAUAUAAACAAGUUGCUGUUCGAAAUGUAUGUGGAACGAUUGCAAAGGGGUGGAAACUGAAUUUUGUUUGUCAUUAUACUGAAUUUUACUGCAUUUAAUUACAUUGUUGGAUUAUUGAAUAAAAGAGGUUUGUUGUU
Aethina tumida (small hive beetle) is the source of this 567-nucleotide messenger RNA. RefSeq lists its product as uncharacterized. The record is from RefSeq and is a predicted model, not a curated record. The coding region runs from base 158 to 490 and encodes 110 amino acids. NCBI's taxonomy places the organism in Eukaryota, Metazoa, Arthropoda, Insecta, Coleoptera, Nitidulidae. The transcript has 2 exons.